This is a messenger RNA of Brienomyrus brachyistius, 6258 nucleotides long. RefSeq names its product sodium-coupled neutral amino acid transporter 3-like. Bases 671 to 2212 code for a protein of 513 amino acids. Gene Ontology annotation, molecular function: L-histidine transmembrane transporter activity; L-glutamine transmembrane transporter activity; L-asparagine transmembrane transporter activity. Gene Ontology annotation, biological process: asparagine transport; amino acid transmembrane transport; L-glutamine transport. Lineage: Eukaryota; Metazoa; Chordata; Actinopteri; Osteoglossiformes; Mormyridae. The transcript is spliced from 16 exons. The record is from RefSeq and is a predicted model, not a curated record.
CCCUGACGUAUCCGUGCUGUCAGACAAUUUUCAUAGCGGGUCUUUCUAAGUCUCGGCUUUUUUACCUUGACAGGUAGCCUACAUUUUAUCUACAUUUUAAAGUUAACGAACGAACUGGCUGUGCUGUGAGUUUGUUAGACACGCAUUGGUGUUACUGUGUAACAUUGUGGCGCGCGUUCUUUUUUUAAUAUCUAGAAAUGGUUAUUAUUGCUGUUGGUGUAUUUAAUGGUGCACUUUCUUCCAUAUCUGUUUUCAUGCGUGCGCUGACGUGCUUUCUUAAGGUGUCGUAGAGCGUGAUUGUAGCAGGGGUACAGGAGCAUCUUUUUGGCUGAAGCUUCCGAAAUCUUUAUGAUUGGAAGCGCGGCGCGGGAGGCGGAACCUGCAGGAGCGACACAACAGCCUACUCUGAAGUGUCGGUACCCAGAUCAUCAUUCAUUCCCCUGAACACCAUAGACAGCAGCCGGGGCAACAUCGGCGGGACGCCGACCGCUUUCUUCAAGGAAAAGGGACGAAGGAGAGGGAGAGGAAAACAGGACAAUCAAGCCGGUUUCGAGCAGUUCAGUGGCAUCCAGGGUGGCGCUCACUUUAUGUGUGACUGAUACCCCAGGGAAGGAGUACAGAAGCUUUGCUCAAAGCAUCCACAGGAUCCGGGAUAAUCUGCACCUUGAGCAUGGAGCCUGCUGCCCAGUCAGAGAUGAACAUCAUUCCCAAUGGGAAGGGUCACGACCUUGGGGAGGAGGCAAAGGGGCCGGGGAAGACGCUGCCAGAGGACAAAGAUCAUCCCCACAGGCUCCAGACUGCGGAGGGGAAUGUGGCAGAAAGCCAAGAUUUCUUGCCUGACAUGGACAACAUGAAAACAACUAACUUCACUGAUUUUGAAGGGAAGACUUCUUUCGGAAUGUCAGUUUUCAACCUGGGGAAUGCCAUCAUGGGCAGUGGCAUUCUGGGAUUGGCGUACGCCAUGGCCAACACUGGGAUUGUCCUCUUCCUAUUUCUCCUCACCGUGGUCGCUGCCCUCUCAUCCUACUCUAUUCAUCUGCUGCUCAAGUCUUCAGGCAUUGUGGGGAUCCGAGCCUAUGAGCAGCUGGGAUUCAGAGCGUUUGGCACCCCGGGGAAGAUGGCUGCUGGGAUUGCCAUCACCUUGCAGAACAUCGGAGCCAUGUCUAGUUACCUCUACAUCGUAAAGUACGAGUUCCCUCUGGUCAUCCAGGCUUUUUUGGGGGUGGAUACACCAACAAGUGAAUGGUACCUGAAUGGAAACUACCUGGUGGUCAUCCUGUCUGUCAGCGUGGUGCUGCCGUUGGCACUGAUGAAGCAGCUUGGGUACCUUGGCUACACCAGUGGAUUCUCUCUCAGCUGUAUGGUCUUCUUCCUCAUUGCGGUCAUCUACAAAAAGUUCCAGGUUUCCUGUCCCUUCAGAGACUUCUCCUCCAACAGCACGAUAAUCCUCAACACCAGCGCUUCCAUGGAGCCUGCCAUCAGUUACCAUGGUGACCGUGGCCAGGGGUCUGCCAGCCUUUGCAGCCCACGCAUGUUCAACCUCAACACUCAGACAGCCUAUACCAUCCCUAUUCUCGCCUUUGCCUUUGUGUGCCAUCCAGAGGUGCUGCCAAUCUACACAGAACUGCGCAACCCCUCCAAGCGAAGAAUGCAGCAUGUAGCCAACAUCUCCAUCGCUAUCAUGUACUUCAUGUACUUUCUGGCUGCUCUCUUUGGAUACCUGACGUUCUAUGAUAACGUAGAGGCAGAGCUGUUGCACACCUACAGCCGCAUCGACCCAUACGACACGCUCAUCCUGUGUGUGCGCCUGGCUGUGCUGACAGCUGUGACGCUCACAGUGCCCAUCGUGCUAUUUCCCGUACGCCGGGCAGUCCAACAGAUGCUCUUCCCGAAUAAGACGUUUAACUGGCUUCGCCACAUCGCCAUUGCCAUCAUUCUCCUUGUGCUCAUCAACAUGCUGGUCAUCUUCGCUCCCAACAUCCUGGGAAUCUUUGGCAUCAUCGGUGCUACAUCAGCGCCCUGCCUCAUCUUCAUCUUCCCCGCUAUCUUCUACAUCCGCAUUGUACCCAGAGAGGACGAACCCAUGCGUUCUACCCCAAAAAUCUUGGCCAUUUGCUUUGCUGCACUGGGUUUCAUUUUCAUGAUAAUGAGUCUAAGCUUCAUCAUCAUUGAUUGGACAACGGGAAGCAAAAAUACCAACGGUGGACAUUAGGAUUUCCUCCACCAUUUUCCCGUAUUUUAGUUUCUGUUUUAUGUAGGUGUCUUUCGUUUGGAUCAUAUGAUAUAAAGGAUGCACUAUCUCUUCCAGCAGUUCAGGGGGUCAGGGUAUGCAAAGAGAGUGGUGUGGAGGGAUCAGGUUUCAGGACACCCGCUGGGCACACCUCUCACCCCACAUCAGCAGCCCAUGGUAGUGCUGAGGCGGGAUCCUGAACCUUCCAAAAACCAUGGCCCUAAUCUGAUGCAUACAGGUGGAGGCCAUAGACACUCAUAUGUAUGUUCUGAUAGAAUUAUGGCCAGACAAAGUUGAGUGAUCAACAGCAGUACUUGAAACACCUUUAGUCACAGCAGGCCAGAACUGUGUUAUGUGUGUGUGUAUGGAGACAACACUCCCCUAGCUACAAGGGACCUAUGUUUCACGCAGCUUGUUUUUAACCCUAGAAUAAUCAGUCUGAGUGCCAGUGAGGUUUACCAUGCAUUCCACUGUUUUUAUUCAUCCUGCGUCUUCAUUGAGCUGACUUCAAAAAUGAUAACUGAAACAACCUUAAAUUCAAAGCAUUAGCUAAAUGAUUGUUUAACUUUCCAGUCAUGUUAGUCCAGUUUGUUGUUAGGAAUGAGAGUAGUGAUGACAAAUUAGAUAGGUUUUUUGUUUUAUAUCUUUGGUUUAAUAUCAUUGGAUUUUGAAUUAAUGAAUUAGUAAUUUUUUUCAUUUAAUCAACGAUUACUAGUUUGUAGCCUUUGAAUAAUUAACUAAAGAUCAGAUUCAACUAAUAAUAUUAACUUAAGAAAAUAUAUGUAAAGAAUAACUAUAUAAAGAAUGGAAACAGUGGUUCAGUGGGUAGCAUAUCUUCAUAGCCAUGGGUUCGAUUCCUGAUUUAAUUUUUGUAUGUAUGGAACCUGUCUGUCUCCAUGAUUGACUGCUCUACUUGGUCCAGUCCCCCCCCCAGUCCAAAAAGAUGCCUUUAGGUGACUUGGUGCCCUUAGUGUGUGAAUGUGUGCCCUGCGAUGGACUGGCAUCAGAUUCAGGGCAUGCCCUGCCUACGGGUUCCCUGCCACCCUGCCACCGAUGGAUAAAUAUAUGUGUAUUCUGUUAUGCUAGUUCCAAAAAUGAUAAAAUCAUAUUUUCACAGUAAUAUAUUAUUAGAAUGCUGGCUCAGGUAAAGAACAGGAUUAUAGUUUAGAAAAAGCAACCUGCGGGGUUAUUUUCGAGGUUUCCACAAUUCAGGGUGAGUAGAGAAUGGAGGAAUGGGUAAACUUACACAAGUGACAAAACAGCAGAAUAUCAUAAGACAAAUGAAGAGAUGCAAUGUUAGCAGGAAUUACAAAAAAAAAACAUCUCAACUCGGUGAUCAGGACUUUGAGAAACCGACGCACAAUGUGACACCACGUCCCGAGCAGGCAUCGCAUACAUGUGGUAUAUUUAGCCUUUUUGAGAAAGAAGUGUAAAAACUCAUUAUUAUUGUGUGUUGUGAUAAUCUUCACAAUGCAUUCGAUUAAAAUCUCAGCCAAGCAAAGUUAACGUGAGAUUGGCUGGACUAAAAACCAGCACAAAUGCUGUGCUCUGGGGGUGAGACACAGAAGUGUCGGGUUAGAAGAUUCAGCUGAAAUCACGCCAGAACCUCACUGGAGACAGUAAGAUGCAAGUGCAUCUACAGUGCAUUAAUCGGGAAAAAGAGACCCACAGCAACACCAGCGCAGAUAAAUCCUGCUCCCCAUGUGUUAUAUGUUUUAGUAUUUUAAGACAGAUGCUGAAGGGCUUUGUUAGGUGUGCAAACACUAUGCAUCAGCCAAUAGUCCGAGAUGAUACUGAGCAGUGCUGGUGUCCUUUCUGGUCACGUGCUGUUAUGUCACAACACUCCUCUACAGGAGAGAAAUAAUACAUAACCUUACAAUCUCAAAGUGAUAGAAAACAGAGAAACACCCUUUCUGCUAAUGGAACCUCAUUGAGGUAUGAUUAUACUUAAUAACAGUGUAUGAACUACAGAGUAGGUUUACAUUUAAAAUGUAAGUUUAGAAUGGAGAUAAGUGGCACCACUACAGUGAGAUUUAGUAUGGAUUAUCGGAUAGAACACUUCAAAAAGCUCUGCGUGUUCAUAACAAUUAAUCGCUAUACUAAAUCCAUCCAUCCAUCUAUUCAUCCAUCUGCUACUUGCUUAUCCAGUACAGGAUCAUGGAGGGGGGUUGGAGUCUAUCCUUGGCAGCACAUCCAAUUUGCACAUCCCAGAUGGGAUGCCAGUCCAUUACAGAGUACACACAACCAGUGUAUCAGUGCAUUGUACUGUAUUGUAUAUGUAUCUACUGUAUGUCAAGCUGUCGUACAAGGUCGUACACUGGACCCCUAUUAAAUUCCCUGUGUGAGUGAUCAUACUUAGCCAAUGAACCUGAUUCUAAUUCUGACACUAUUGCUAGUUUAGUACCCUUAAGAAGUGAAGCAACACUGUCACCCACUCAGCCACAGUGCUGUCCCGGUAAAUUACAUACAAUAUUCACAAACUGACCAAUUAAAUACUUAACUUUGUAACUUUUAAGAUGAAAUCUAUGUAUGUUAAACAAAAUAGUAUUAGAAGUUAACGCAGUAUAAGGAUAUGCAAGUGUAAUUAUGUCAUUUCAAAAAUUCCCCAUCAUGCUCAGUUCCUGUUUGACAUCUCCAGACACUCUGCAGUGCACCCCGUGUUGGACAGCAUCUGAGGAACUUAAAGGAAACAUUGGGGUGGCUACUGUAAGAAAUGUAGAUAUCAGUGUUGUGAAGAACACGUUUAUUACAUUUGAAGUGGUUUUUGCUUCAGUAUAGCGAUCAUCCUGAGCAUAGAGCUGGAAAAGUUUGACGCUUGUUCGGUACUUGAGGUUGCUCUUUUGUCUCAUGAACGCUGAAGCCCUAAAACCAGAGGUGGAGGUUUCAGGUCCAGAGAGUACAAAUCCAGACCAGGAUUUUGUUUCAACCAACCAGUUGAGUAUAAAGAGUCACAGUCACAGCGUACUGAACUGGUUGGUUGAAACAAAAUCCUGGUCUGGAUUUGUACUCUCCGGACCUGAAAUCUCCACCUCUGCCUAAAACUGAACCCCAAUGCCGAAAAAUCAGGAACAGUCUGAAACAAAACACAGUCUCCAGUUGCGUGUUUUACUCGUUUUCUUGACUUUUCCUGAUUUGUGUUUCUGCACUCGGUUCUGAGCCUUCAUGCACUGGUCGAGAUUGUACUUUAUAGCAAAACUGAUGUCACAGUUCUCUGUAGUGAAACAUCCCUGUGAAACUCUCCUACCCUUAAAAAUCUGUGUUUUUGGUGGUUUGUUAAACACAGAAAACAAUCCACAGAGUUUCGGUUGUAUCUGCUGUGUGCCUGGUGUUUGUGUAAAACUGCUCUGUGGAGCUUUGUCAGUUUCUUGUACCAGAGUGAGUGCAGUACCGCUGUAUGUCUGUGUCAUUGUAAUACUCACUACCCUAUGAGACUAAAUGGUUACGAAGCACAAACCUCCUGAACAGGAAGGUCCCCAGUCCAUAUGGUCAGUUGUUGUUUCACUGUUGCCCACAUGAGUUUGCAUCUACCUUUAAUGUCUUUGUGGCUUUAGCUUCCAGUACCUCACUGAUUGGCUGGAACUCCACGGGCAACACAUUCAAAUGGGAAGCACUGUGCAGCUCCAUUCCCACCGAGUGUAGCAGGCAAAUUAGAAGCCAAAACUGAACACCAGGUGGCGACAUUUUGCCAUUGAGAGCUGCGACUGACCAUCAUAUCUGGGCACUGCCUCUAUACCUUUAGCUCUGGUUAUGUGAUUCACUUAAUGAAAUGAUAAUGAGUAAAGUAAUAACUUCUACAAAUUUUGGAUUUGCACAACAGCAUCUAUAUAUAUUGUACAUAAAUGUAAACCCUUUUUAUUCCUGAUGCAUAUCUAGUUUCAUAGUGUAAAUAGAGAUGUUUUAGUUUGGCGAAAACAAAUGUAAUCGUUUAAAAUGCUUUUAAACAAAACAUGUCCGAUUUUGUUUUUAUCAGUAAAUUUAAAUGCAUUUCUGAAGUUGCAAUGGGUGUUGCAAUAAAAAUGAAAACAAGA